CUUCUUACAGGAAGCGGUAGUUUGGUGUUAGUAACUCCUAGAAGCAGCCUCCUGGGCUCCUGCUGGUCCCCCCCGUGCUGCCAGGCUGGUGAGGAGGUGGUGGCCGGGUACCAGCCGGGGCGGGAUGCUGGGGCGGCUGCGGGGACCGGUGGCUCGGCUGGUCCUGUGCCCUGCCAGAGCUGCUGGUAACAAAGCGAAGGGCGCUCGGGACGUGGCUUUGCAGACAGCUAACCCAGGUUACAAAGCUUUCAAAAAUGACAGAAGCCCUACGAAUUUUGAUAAAAAGGUGUUAGUAUGGGCAGGACGGUUUAAAAAGGAGGAGGACAUUCCCAAGCACAUCUCGUCUGAGGUCCUCGACGCAGCAAGGAGCAGUGUGAGGAUAAAGGUUUGCUACAUCAUGAUUGCACUGACCUUGCUGGGCUGUUUGGCCAUGGUAAUCACAGGCAAAGAAGCUGCUAAAAGGGAUCACACGCUGCUGAGGAUGAACAUAGAAAAGAAGGCCAAAUGGAAGGCUGAAGUGGAGAAAGAUCAGGAGGCAGCUCUUGGGAAGUCACAAUGAUUGGGAACAGAUUUAUUUUAACAGCAGGAGAAAAGCGGUUUGCACAUGCGGCAUAUGUACCUGUCUUCAUUUAAGUCUUCGGAGGUUUUUCACUGAAACUCUCUCAGGGCAAAGACUUCACUGCUUAAAAACUGCUCCACACCGACUGGGAAACUCCUAUGGAAAUUCCAACAGCUGCUUUCUGUGGCCUCCGGUCUUUGGCACUGGGUUCAGCUGAAAUACAGAAAUCUCUUCUAAACUGCAAAGCAUGGGAAAGACGAAUGCAGGACUUCCUAGCUCAGGAUCAGCUUUUUGUGGUGCUGCUGAUGCUCCGUGUGGCCGUGGGCUGUGUCCUCCACCCCAGGAAGGAUGUGGCCCCACACCAGAGAGCAUGCCAUUCUGUGCGAUGCUUCUAGGGCAAACAGCUUUGGCCAAAGUGACCUAGGGCAGGGGGAAAAGGAGUCUGAAGUAUGUUUUGCAGCCACAAAGAGAUCAAUUACCUCUGAGCCUGCUGCCAUUGCUGUGCCCCCUCCCUCCCCAGAGCCUUGCAGGAUCCCAUGGCCAGGGAGAGGGGGGGACACAUGCAUGAAGAGGGGCUGGGAAGAUGGAGGAGUGUGAGCAGACCCUGAUGAGUGAUUUGGGCCAAAAGGGCUUUGGGGCCAGAGGAGAUGGCAAUGAUGUGGAGUGGUAUAGUGGGCACAUGGAGUGAUUUGGUUGCUGGGGGGCAGCCCGGGGAACCCAUGUCUGAUGCAGGGAACCUGGUCUGGAGGCACCUCUUGUCCUGUUGCACCUCACAGGUUUUGCUUUUUCAUCUUCUGCUUCUAAUCAUUGUCAUGAAAGUUGUCUGGCACUUGCUUAGUUGUGAUUUUAGUCAGGAGUAAUUCUUAAUUCAUGGUUUGCUAAAACUGGUUUCUUUUUAAUCAUCAUAGUUCAUUAAUUCAUAAUAAAACAGCUGUCCAAUUACAUCUAAAACAAACACAUCUCUUCACAGCUUCAUUUAAAGUGUCACCAAACUCUCCGGCUUGAUGUUUAACAGAUGGGAGAGAUCCUAAUGAAAUAUUGAAAGUUACAUUUUCAUGAAGUGAUUAAACAUCAAGACAGACCCCAGUUCACAUGUGCGGGUGCUGACGGUCUGAGCCCCUGUUCGUUACCCCUCGGGACCUGUAAGACAGGCUGGUGGAGCUGGGUGCACUGCAUGGGGUGCCAAAGGACAUCGGAGUGAUAAAACCCAGCCUUCUACCCCGGCUCCCACAGGAGAUGGCAAAUGCUGCAACCGUGCCCAGCCAAGGCUUGGCCUUUGCAAGGUUUAUUACUCAGAGCGGUUGCAUUUGUGCUCCGGGGGAGUCUGCAAGCUCGUGCUCAGGUCUCUGAGGUUUGUUGUACCAAAAAUCACAUCCACUUGCUGCUGGUGUGUCCCUACACAAACAAGCUGCUUGCCAGCAGGGGCUGGGGCACUGGCAGGCAGCAGUUUUGGGCUCUGGGACUCCAUCUCCUGCACCUGUGGUUGCUGCACAGCUUUUUCCUUCUGAUGCUUCCUAGGAGUGCUUUUCUCCGCACUGCACUGCACGCCCAUUUAGGAUGAGGAAUGUGUGUGCCAGGGAUGCUACAUCUGUCACAGCUUGGUGUUUGCGGUACUUGUUUCCAACUCACGGCUCCGUGCAAUACAAUUCACCAAAGGUGAUGCCUGCUCCCUGCAGUAUUCCUCACAAAGUGAAUCUCAGGGAAGUGAAAAUGAUGGCGUAGGACAAGCACAGAGUGAACACGUCUCCACUGAGAGGGCAGUUUUGCCUCCACAGGUAAUACGGGCUCUUUCAUUAUACCUGACCUCCUUUUCUUGGUUAGUGCAAUAAACAUCAAGAAUUACCUCAAAGUUAGUGUUCAUUUGGGGAUAAACUAAAACAGCUCUGGUCAGUUGCUUGCAUUAUAUUUUGUUUUAAUUCUCAACUGGCUUUCACAUGACCUUUCUAAGAAGGCACGUGUAACACUUAAAAGAACCCCUUUUGAUGCUCAUAAACAAAUCCACAUCCAUGUUCUUAGCUUCCAUGACUUAAGCAGGAGAUGACCAUAACUGUAUAUAAAGAACAAGAAAAUUAAUUGCAGCUUAUUCCACUCUACUCUGCACUUCCCUCUGCCUGGGG
Molecule: messenger RNA, 2676 nt
Organism: Falco peregrinus (peregrine falcon)
Lineage: Eukaryota; Metazoa; Chordata; Aves; Falconiformes; Falconidae
Product: protein FAM162B-like
Exons: 4
Coding region: 125-559 (144 amino acids)
Biological process (GO): cellular response to hypoxia; neuron apoptotic process; positive regulation of release of cytochrome c from mitochondria
Cellular component (GO): mitochondrion
Source: RefSeq, a predicted model, not a curated record